AUGGGGACCAGGGCUGUUUUUAUUGGCUUGAGAUUGACGCUGGGUUUGUUUGAACUAACGUCACUAGUUGGUUUGCCCGGCCUUGUACAUGGCUUGAAAAUACAGUUUGAAUCUGCAGAACCUUUAAAGACUUCUGGUGUCACUACUGAGACUUCAUCUGUGAAAUGUACUCUGCAGGGUAACUCUGGCUUACCAGCAUUCUCAACAUAUGGGGACUUUGUUAUUGGAGGUGUUUCCUCCAUCCAUUACCAACGUUAUGCAGUGAUUUAUAACUACACCACCGAGCCUGAGUCGACUAGAUGCAAAGGAAGCUUUAAUGCCCGGGGUCUGCGUUUUACUCGCACAAUAAUCUUUGCCAUUGAGGAGAUAAACAACAGCACAGAGCUGCUGCCCGGCAUCACACUUGGAUAUCGGAUAUUUGAUUCAUGCGUUUCAGUGCCUGUUUCAGCACAUGUUGCAUUUCAACUAUCAAAUGGAGAGGACCCUUUGUUCUACAAAGGCAUGAAUUGUUCACAGUCUGGUGUAGUAAUGGCUGCUGUUGAAGACUCAGGAUCCUCUACCUCCAUCAGCAUAUCACGUAUCUUAGGAUCCUUCAACAUUCCAUUGGUUAGCAGCUUUGCCACUUGUGCUUGUUUGUCAAAUAAGCAGCAGUUCCCAACUUUUUUCAGAACAAUUCCCAGUGACCAUUACCAAGCUGAUGCACUGGCCAAGCUGGUGAAACACUUUGGCUGGACUUGGAUAGGUGCUGUCCACUCAGACUCAGAUUAUGGAAAUAAUGGCAUAGCAUCUUUUCUUGAAGCAGCCCUGAGGGAAGGGGUCUGUGUGGAGUACACUGAAUCUUUCUUUAGAACUGAUCCAAGAAGAAAGAUCCAAAGAAUUGCUGAUGUUAUCCGUAGAUCAACAGCGAAGGUUGUUGUGGCAUUUACAGCUGUUGGUGAUAUGAGAGUCCUUUUAGAAGAGCUGGCUUUGGACCCUCCUCCACCUCGUCAGUGGAUAGCAAGUGAGGCCUGGGCAACUGAUUCAGAGCUGAUGAGGUUCAGUUUCUGUGCAGGCGCAAUCGGAGUAGCCAUUCAGCAAUCCUUCAUUCCAGGGUUGAGAGAUUUCCUUCUGGAUCUCUCUCCCUCUAAAGUGGCUGCUUCUUCAGUGCUAACUGAGUUCUGGGAGGAUGCAUUCAAUUGCAGCCUCACAGCAGCUAAUAAUCUAAACAAGAGAGACUGUGAUGGAACUGAAGAUAUUAAAAAGCUCAAAAGCCCAUACACUGAAACAUCUCAGUUAAGAGUAACAAACAUGAUGUACAAGGCUGUUUAUGCAAUAGCACAUGCCAUUCACAAUGCAGUGUGUCAGGAAAAAAACGCAACAAUUCAAUGCAACAAGCAUAUCAAACUGGAGCCCAAACAGGUUUUUAAAGAAUUAAAGGACGUAAACUUUUCCAUAAAUGGCUACAACGUGUCAUUUGAUGCUAAUGGGGAUCCUGUAGCUUUCUAUGAGCUGGUUAACUGGCAGAGAGGUGAUAGUGGAAUUAUUGAACUGGUAACAGUCGGGUACUAUGAUGCAUCACUUCCCACGGGCCAGGAGUUUCAUAUCAACAGAAACUUAACCUGGAUGGAUGGCGAAACCCAAGUACCAGUGUCAGUGUGCUCCGAGAGUUGUCCCCCUGGAACUCGUAAAGUGCUGCAAAAAGGAAAGCCCAGCUGCUGCUAUGAUUGCAUACCGUGUCCUGAAGGGGAGAUCAGUAAUAUGACGGAUUCUCCUGAUUGCUUCUCCUGUCCCAAAGAGUUCUGGUCAAAUCCAAAGAAAAAUGCUUGUUUCCCCAAACCUGUGGAGUUUCUCUCCUUUGAGGAAAUCCUAUCAAUCAUCCUGGCUGCAUUCUCCGUUAGUGGGGCCUUUCUGGCCAUCAUAAUAGCAGUGGUUUUCUUUAAUUACAGGACAACCCCAAUUGUCCGAGCCAACAAUCCUGAGCUGAGCUUCUUGCUGCUCUUCUCUCUGACUUUGUGUUUCUUAUGUUCAUUAACAUUCAUUGGAGCACCUUCUGACUGGUCCUGCAUGCUGCGACACACAGCAUUUGGCAUCACUUUUGUUCUCUGCAUUUCCUGUGUCCUGGGGAAAACUAUAGUGGUUUUAAUGGCCUUUAAAGCUACUCUUCCUGGUAACAAUGUCAUGAAAUGGUUUGGUCCACAACAGCAAAGAAUGACUGUACUGGCUCUAACGUUUUUUCAAGUUUUAAUAUGUACUGUAUGGUUAGUUCUGAGUCCUCCUUUCCCAAUGAAAAAUCUAACUACAUACCAGGAGAAGAUCAUCCUGGAAUGUGCAUUAGGCUCUGCUGUUGGCUUCUGGGCUGUGCUCGGCUACAUCGGCCUGCUGGCUGUACUUUGCUUUGUGUUAGCUGUUCUAGCUCGGAAACUGCCUGAUAAUUUCAAUGAAGCCAAGAUGAUAACUUUCAGCAUGUUGAUAUUUUGUGCAGUUUGGAUCACUUUCAUCCCAGCUUAUGUCAGCUCUCCUGGAAAAUUUACUGUGGCUGUGGAGAUAUUUGCCAUUCUGUCCUCCAGUUUUGGACUGAUUCUGUGUAUAUUUGCUCCAAAGUGUUUCAUCAUUUUGUGUCAACCAGAGAAAAACACCAAAAAGUAUGUGAUGAACAAAAACUAACACGAACUUCUGGAAUGUAAAAACUGACACAAUCUUAAUAAUAUGACAGCUUAUGGUAAAUAAUUAACAUUUAUGUUGUGUUUUAGGCUGCUUCAGAAAUAGACAUUCGAAACAUUUUCAGCAUUAAACAUU
Messenger RNA from Fundulus heteroclitus (mummichog), 2775 nucleotides. Its product is annotated as extracellular calcium-sensing receptor. Gene Ontology annotation, molecular function: G protein-coupled receptor activity. The coding region runs from base 1 to 2643 and encodes 880 amino acids. The transcript has 8 exons. Gene Ontology annotation, biological process: G protein-coupled receptor signaling pathway. Gene Ontology annotation, cellular component: membrane. NCBI's taxonomy places the organism in Eukaryota, Metazoa, Chordata, Actinopteri, Cyprinodontiformes, Fundulidae. The record is from RefSeq and is a predicted model, not a curated record.